This is a messenger RNA of Klebsormidium nitens, 1905 nucleotides long. Lineage: Eukaryota; Viridiplantae; Streptophyta; Klebsormidiophyceae; Klebsormidiales; Klebsormidiaceae. The record is from the annotation of a GenBank genome assembly.
AUGCAAUGUCAGCAGAAGGGCUCCCAAGCUCUCAAUUUAGGGUUUGAGGACCAGAAGAGCCUGCAGACUGGACGAUAUAUUGUUGAUCCGGCUCUUCUGUUCAGCGAAACGCCUGUAGCCAGCAAGUGCGUCUUAUGCAAGCAGCCUCUCUUGAUCAAAAGCGCGCAAGAAGCGACACACAGAAUCACUUUCCGCAAGUCUCAGCAGUCUCUCCUUGGGUUUGCCAUCUCGUCGGCUGUCAAAUGCAAACAACGCGCGCAGCCUUUGUGUCUUUCUUGCGUGCAACACUGGGUUGGCAUUGUUCAUGUGAGCGAGAGGUCAGUGACAGUAUCACAAAAGCAGGCCGCAACCAGUGAGACGUGGUUCAAGCGUGAAUCAAAGAGCACUCCCUGGAAGCAGGUCAAAGAGCUCACAAGCGGUUACAUAGAGGAGUUGGCGGUGCAAGAUGCGUUGAGCAGACAGUCAGUCACAGGCAAGGUAGCAAAAUCCGCUGCAGAGAGCGCGCUCAACAGGGGGAAAACUGCUGGAGCGGACGUUAAGCGCAAGUUGCAGGAAGACCCCUCUACAUCAGGCGCCGAGUGUCCAGACAGCAAGGAGCGCUGUCAUGCCGAUGGCGCGGCAGUUUCUUCUCUCACCUCUCAGGCGACGAAGUUCCUCGCGGGCGUUCAGAACGGGACGUGCUCGAUCUAUGAGCUGGGAGACGGUUCUGAACGGGGAGACGAGGGUUCCCCUGGCCUGGUCUUCCUCAUGACCGUCUGGGCAAAUGGCAGGCCAAAGCCGCUUGGACGACCGAGCAAAUCCACAGCCCUGCUCGAAACGGUCCACUGGGACACCCUUGGGAAGCCCAGCUGUACCUGCGACCGCGGGCGCCUGGGUCCGGAUGCUCCAUGCGUCCACAAGUUGGCGCUCGCGGCUUUGGGGUCGCGCCAGCAAGCCAGCCACGUUGCGCUCCAGAAGGGCAGGCGGGUUAUCAAGGUUCCGUGCAGCAGAGGGGCUGAGCGGGUCUUUGUCGUCUACUGGAAUGCAGCUUCCCCUUCUCCCAAGCGGACGAUGGUGCACAAGGAUGAGGGCGCGGGGGAGGAGUGGUACUGCCAGGGCAAGCAGUCGGGUUGCAGCACGUCGGGAGACUGCGACCACAUACGCGCUGUCAAAGACGCUCUUCGGAAUCCAGGCAGAGGCAUCGUGCGAGUCACGGUGAGCGGCUGCUUGUUCUCCAAUGACCAGCUGGCAAGGGCACGUGCCUGGUUGCUCGAAACGGACCGGAAGGAGGAGAGGGAACGGGCGCCGGAGUCGAAAGAGGGAAGCUCAGCAGAAGGGUCGUCCGGCCUGUCUUCGGUCGAACGGUACUUGAUGGAGCUUGUCGUGGGCCAGCCUCAUGAGGCCGCAAGCUGCAAAGGGGCCUCGUGCUUCUGCAAGCAGCACCAGCAGCUCUUCGGUGGGGCAGAUUUUGAGCGGGGGACUUGCGAGAACGGGUGCUGCCAAGUCGGGACUGACGCGCGCGAGGCCGGGGGGAAGAGAGGAAGACAGGAGCCGGGAGGUCGUGGCUCAGAACGGGUGCCAAAGCGGUCGAAAACGUUCUGGGCAACUCAGUCAGAGCGGGAAGGUGGGCAAUUGACAGAAACGGGGGUGCUGCAAGCUGAAAAGGAGGAGGUUGUGCCCACGCACACCGCGCCACAGGCGUUGAGUGGAGGGGACGGAAGGGACGCCAUGAGCGGCGUAACCAGAGUGUGCACAAGCUGCGUAUGCCCGGCUUUGGCUUGCCCCCAUGUUGCCGGGAGUCCGCUCUGGGCUCCGGUACUGCCCUUCGACGCGAAAGGUGUGCAGCUCGAGCUCCCCAAGCUGGUCCGGCCGACUGACAGCUUCGAGGUGCACGAUCCGCUGGUGACGUCGCUGCGCAUCGGAUAA